Oryza sativa Japonica Group (Japanese rice) is the source of this 2644-nucleotide messenger RNA. RefSeq names its product F-box/LRR-repeat protein 14. Gene Ontology annotation, molecular function: protein binding. The record is from RefSeq and is a predicted model, not a curated record. NCBI's taxonomy places the organism in Eukaryota, Viridiplantae, Streptophyta, Magnoliopsida, Poales, Poaceae. Gene Ontology annotation, biological process: SCF-dependent proteasomal ubiquitin-dependent protein catabolic process. Gene Ontology annotation, cellular component: SCF ubiquitin ligase complex.
AAGCGGAUUGGAGAAGGGUUGGGGUUUUUGGCUUCGCGGAGGCGGCAAGGCGAGGCGAAUCGCGAGGAGCGGAGGAGGAAGGGUAGGGUUUCGCGUCACGGAGGGGAGGGGAUCGAGAGCUCCUCCUCCUCCGCCGUCUCCGCCUUUGCUCUCUUCCUUUCGCCUGUUGUUGCGAGAAGGCGGCCGCCAUUUUCUUGAUUCCGACCUUGCAGCACUCAGAUAUCUGCUGAAUCUGGUGAUAGCGCAGCUUGUUCAUCUGUAUUUCACAAUGGAGGAUCUUCCGGAUGCCCUUAUUGGAGAGAUCGUCAAGAGGGUUAGCAGUACAAGUGAUCUGAGCUCUCUUUCCCUUGUGUCAAAGCGUCUCUACAAAAUUGAGGCAGAGAGCAGGCAUACGAUCCACAUAAGCUGUAGCCUUGGACCAGCAACAGAUGCCAUAGUAUCACUUUGUUCCCGAUUUCACAACUUGUUGAAAGUAGAUAUCAAUUACUCUGGUUGGACGCAGGACCAUGGGAACCAGUUGGACAACCAUGGUCUCCGUAUUCUUUCAUCAUACUGCCUCUCGCUGAGUGAUAUCACCUUAAGCUUCUGCUCAUACAUUGAUGACACUGGUCUUGGUUAUCUAGCAUUUUGCAAGAAAUUGAUCACCCUCAGACUGAACUCUGCAACAAAAAUAACAUCAAGUGGACUUCUCGCUGUGGCUGUUGGUUGCAAGAAUCUAUCUGCUCUCCACCUCAUCGAUUGCAAUAAAAUCAGUGGCGCCUUUGAAUGGCUGAAGUACCUUGGCAGUGAUGGAUCACUGGAAGAACUUAAGGUGAAGAACUGUGUAGGAAUCAACCAAUACAGCCUUCUAAUGUUUGGUCCAGGAUGGAUGAAGCUCCAGAGGUUUGUGUUUGAGUUCAGAAAUAUUUACAGCAUAUUUGAAUCUAAAGAUCCCUCGUAUGUGGCGAAUUGCCAGUAUAGAUAUGAUUUCUCCUGUGAGAAUUUGAAGCAAUUGAGCUUGAGACGGAUUGUGACCAUGGAAGAAAUAGGACUCCGCUCUCUCCUGGGAAAAUGCAAAUCACUAGAGAAACUUUGCCUUCAUUUUGUUCUUGGUCUAACUGACAGUGACAUGAUUACACUCGCCCAGAACUGCAGCAACCUUAGAAGUAUCUCACUUCAACUUGAGCCUGUCUUCUGUGAAGGACCUGAAGGUAGAGUCUGCAGGACGCCGUUGACUGAUGAAAGCCUCAAGGCUUUAGCCGGGUGCCGUAUGCUUCAAGUUGUUGAGCUCACAAUGUUUGGUUGUGAUUAUGCUUAUCCAGAAAUAGGCUUCACCCAAGAGGGCCUUAUGAUGUUUUUUCAGUCUUGCCCAAUCCGUGAUCUUGUGCUAUGUGGCGCCAAUAUCUUUGAUGAUGAGGGGAUGAAGGCCCUCUCAUCUGCACAAUUCCUGCAGACGCUCUAGCUUAUGGAUUGCGUAUAUAUAACUGAUGCUGGGAUGUGCUUGCUUGCAGAUAGCCCAUCUUUGGUUAACCUUACACUGCGGCAAUCUGACGGUUUUUCUGAUGUUGGAGUUGGUGAGGUUGUACGUGCACGGAAAUUGGAUUCUCUGAUUGUUGAAGGUUGUAGCAGGGUAUCUCAGAAAGCUGUUCUGGGGACUGCCAAAUCUAUUCGCUAUGAACGAUAUUAUCCUGGUUAUGGGAAGCUAAGAAGAUCAAGCUUGAGCUUCGGGCAGGAUUGAGUCCCCUCAAGAUCUUCAGUUGUUUUUUGGACCCCCUGUUGAAGUGCACAGCAUUGACGGCUGCUGUUUUCAUUUUUCAUAUUUCUGGACCUGCUUUUGGUGAUUGUCUGUCAGUCGGUUAUAUUAGCUUGUAAUAGUGAUUUUUAUAAGGCAUCUGAUGUGUGAAAACCAUGGUAAUGGUCAACACAAUGGUACCCUGCAACCAGUGAUUUACUUAUUUCCUGAUGCUUUCUUCUCUGUUCACCCAUCCCAAAUCCAUGAAACUCGGCUACUCAUUGACUCAAAUGUUUUAAAAGUUCUGCAUUGUGGAAGUAGUGAAUUCUGGAAGUAUGAAAGACAUGAGUGCCCAUAUUUUCAAGACUUUGGAUGGCAAUACAUGUACAUAUCAUAUAUUGGUAGUCUGGAAAAUUAGGUAACCCUUCCCAUGGUUCUUAACAUAUUUUUCUAGGGGAAUGCUGUGGAUCCAGUCCUAUGAGAUGAGCAGGUUUUCAGUCAGUUUUGAUCUGAACAUUCCUGCAUUUGAGGAGCAAGCAGAUAUUCUCGCAGGCGGAGAGUGAAGCAAUGUCGUGUACAAGGGAUAUCUGUUGAUGUAAGCUCAAGAAAAACGAAGAAUUGUGAGCUAUAAAAAGAUUGGAAUUGAUUGAACAGUGGGACUACUAUACUGCCCCUUGCAGAGGGUCUGGUGUGAACAAAAACUCAUCACUUCUUCCUAUAUAGUUGGUACCUACUACAAGUAUUAACACUAUAAAGAAGCAUGCAGGUUAAGCCACGUCAUCGAUAACCAAUAGCCGUCGGAUCACGUGUAUCUUUCUUUGUUGUUGUUUAGCUGGAAUUCAUUCAUUCGUUCAAUGGCCAUGCAGGCUGUAAGUAAGCAAAAUGCCAUUGGUAAUUAAACACAUCAAUGGAUGACUCACUUGAGUGCUCCUA